AUGAGGACGUUUAUGAUGCUGCUUCUUUACUGGACAGCGUCUGUGUCUGCAGUGAAGCACUCUCUGAAGUAUUUCUACACUGCUUCCUCUCAAGUCCCAAACUUCCCAGAGUUCGUGGUUGUUGGGAUGGUUGAUGACGUUCAGAUGGUUCAGUUUGACAGCAACACCAUGAAAACUGUGUCCAAACAGGACUGGAUGAACAGAACUAUAGAUGAGCAGUACUGGGAGAGAGAGACUGGGGGCUUUGUAAGUGCCCAGCAGGUGUUCAAAGCCAACAUUGAAAUUGCAAAGCAGCGCUUCAACCAAACGGGAGGUGUUCACAUUGUCCAGCGGAUGUACGGCUGCGAAUGGGACGAUGCGACGAAUGAGGUGGACGGAUAUGAGCAGUUUGGUUAUGAUGGAGAAGACUUCAUAAUAUUUGACCUGCAGACAGAGACGUGGGUCGCUCCACAACGACAGGCGAUCAUCACCAAACACAAGUGGGACAGUAACAAAGCUUUUAUAACCAGUGUGAAGAACUAUUACACUCAGAUUUGUCCUGAGUGGCUGAAGAAGUAUGUGAACUAUGGGAGGAGCUCUUUAAUGAGAACAGUUCUUCCCUCAGUGUCUCUCCUUCAGAAGUAUUCCUCCUCUGCCAUCAGCUGCCACGCUACAGGUUUCUACCCUGACAGAGCCGUGAUGAUGUGGAGGAAAGAUGGAGAGGAGACUCAUGAGGGUGUGGAGAUAGGAGAGAUCCUCACCAACAAUGAUGGGACCUUCCAGAUGAGUGUUAACCUGGAUCUGAGAUCUGUUCCAGCUGAAGACUGGAGGAGGUACGACUGUGUGUUUCAGUUCUCUGGUAUCAACGAAAACGUCACCACCACACUGGAUAAAACAGCCAUCAGAACAAAUGAAGCCUCGACUGAUGUGCCCAACAUCACGAUCGGCCCCACCUCCAGCCCCACUGCUGUCUCCAUCAGCGUCCCCAUUGUCACUGCUGCUCUUGUUCUCGCUGUCGUUGCACUAAUCGGAUUCAUUAUUUACAAAAAGAAAACUGCUAAAUCUUCUAAACUAUACAUGAAGACUUCACCUGAAGAUGAUCCUGAAAGGAGCCCUUCAGAUUCAAAACCUUCUUCAGACAUAACCAUCAAAACUGAGCUGAUGACAAAGUAAUUCUGACAAAGAGUGAAAUCUGGAACAAAGGAGACACUUUGAUCAGGUGGACUAACUUCACUUCAUGAGGAUUCUGCAUCACUGAACUCCUGAGAAAACAUUUCUACUGUGAUGGACAUUUUUUUAUUUCAGCCAGGACACAACUCUCCUGACACAACUGUCCUGGCUGGGGUGGCUGUAGCUCAGGAGGUAGAGCACGUCACCUACUGAUUGGAAGGUUGGUGGUUCGAUCC
Neolamprologus brichardi is the source of this 1385-nucleotide messenger RNA. The record is from RefSeq and is a predicted model, not a curated record. NCBI's taxonomy places the organism in Eukaryota, Metazoa, Chordata, Actinopteri, Cichliformes, Cichlidae.